GCGACAGGGCGGCUUUCUGCUUGCACUUCCUUCAGGCUGCCUCUCUGCACAAGCCCUUGCCGACGGCCUGGAGUCUCCUUUGCAUGCAGUGUGUGUCCGAGGUGGCCGUGGACGAGCCCCUCGAGCUGGUGGUGGUGGAUCUCAUGGACAUUGCUGCUCCCGACCUCUCGCCUUACGAUCCGGUGAUCGCAAGCCAUAUCCUUCAUUUCGAUGUGCGUCGGCCGCAGGUUUUCCCAGAGGCAGCCCAGCUCGUUGCUUUGUGCCGUGCUUGGCUGCGGACCGCUGCGGAGGAGCUGAUGGGAUUCUACUCGGCCAUCGAGCCCGAGGAGCCAGGCCCAGGUGCAAAGGUUGGGGGGGGGCUGCCUGCCGCAAACCCUCCGAAAGCAAAGGCCAAGAGGGUCACAACGGCUCACCUUGCCGAGCAGCUGCAGUCGCUUCUCCACAUGAUGCCUGCAAUGUCCGAUCAAAUGCAAAGCCUGGCCCAGCAGCAGGAGCUCGAAGCCCGUGUCACGGAGACGCAAUCGGCCCCUCCUCUCCCUCUUCACCGCCAGCCUUUCCAGCUUCCAGUUGCAAAGGGCCCACCUGUGCCUGGCCUAUCUUUGUUUGGAGCGUCCUUGGACCCCCCGCCAAAGAUCAGACAGCCGCCAAGGCUUGCAGCGCCUGCCGAGACCAAUCCCGUGGGUCCGCAGGAUGCCCCAGCUUCUAUCUUGGCCUCCGAGGCUUCAGGCGACUUCAGCGUUGGUUUUGGCGGGUCCACAGGUUUGUCCUCAAAGGGUUCCGCCAAGAGGGAGAAACUCCAGGAGGAGCUGGCUGCAAGCACGGGGGCCUUCAUGCUUGCGGAGAUGAUGCAAGAGCCCCGGUAUCAGCAGCAGAGGGACUUAGGCGUGAUGAUGUUCAUGCUCAGUCAGAUCGCCGAUCAGAUGUUAGCCGGCAACUACCUCGGGGCCAUGGACCGGCUUUCCCUUAUGAUUGUGGCUAUCGAACAGGCGGCGCAAGAUUCGGGAAAGUGGGAGGUCGCCUAUACGCUUUCCCUCUUCCCCGACCCGCCUCACACGAUCUUUCAAGGAAGGUCUACGCCUUACAACCCUCGUGUGCGCGCUUGGGCCCCGUUAUGUCCGGCCUCCUGGGCCACUGUUGCGCUUGCCUACCUCAAGGAAGCGGACUCAAUACUUGCCCGCCGCUCCGAGGCGACUGCAAACGCUCCUCCUCCAAAGGCAACCGACGACGGAGGCGAGCCGCCCAAAAAGCCUCGCCGACCCAGGUUUCCAAAGGCCCCAAAAGCGGACAAGUAG
Molecule: messenger RNA, 1292 nt
Organism: Symbiodinium pilosum
Lineage: Eukaryota; Dinophyceae; Suessiales; Symbiodiniaceae
Source: the annotation of a GenBank genome assembly